AAAGCGACAUUCAGUCUCAGAGAGCGGACGGCAACCGCCACAACUUUGAUUAGGCCCCCAAAAAGAACAAAAAAAAACAUACUAAAACACACACGGAAAAUAAGAGAAAGAGCAAAAGCAGAAAUUAACAACAAAACAGUAAAGGGCAAUAUAACAAGGAAUGAAGUAAAUGGUACAACAACAGCAAGUACAGCGAGAAGAGGAAGCAAGCAAUGUCAACUAACUGCAACAACAACAACAACAACAGCGACAGAGACAACAACAACAAUUGUUGUUGUUUUUAAGCUCAACUGCAGCCCACGCAAUAAGCAAUUAGCGCCCGCAGGAGCAGCGACUGAGCAUCGGCAGAGGGGCGGCGACAGCGCAGCAAACAGCUGUGUGAGUCAGUGUGUUAGUGUCUGUGUCCGUGUCCGUGUGUUACUGUUUUCGUGUACGUGUGUGUGUGUAUGUGAGCGGCACAACAACAACAAUUGCUAAUUCACCGUUAGUGCUAAUUCAAUAAUAAAUAUACAACAACUAUUUACGCUGCUGCUAGAGUCUAUUACUUUUAUUUCGAGCAGCGAUUACAUAAAAUAAAAGAAAACGAAGGAAAGAACGAACGAACGAACAAUAACAACAACAACAACUCAAAUUAGUCAUUCAUAAUUUAUUGAUUGUGCGAGCAUGUGUUUGUGUGUGUGCUAGCGCCCCUUGUCUAUGUGCGUGUGUGUGUGCGCGCGCGUGUGUGAGUGAGUGUUUGUUUGAACGCGCUGUUAAACAAACGUCGCCUAGCCGUCCUUUUGGGAGCCUGGCUGGGCAUAAAAAAUCAAUAGACAUCAGCAGUAGCAGCAGCAGCAGCAGUAACAAGACAACGACAACAACAUCAACAACAGCUAUAAGAACAACGACAACCACAAAACGCAGCAGUAGCAGCAAUAACAACAACAACAACAACAAAGGAUAUAAUAGGCGACAGACACAAACACAAAUACAAACAGACACAGCUCAAAGAGCAAUUGGCAAAGCAGCCACAGCCACAGCCACAGCCAACGCCAACGCGAGCGACAAGGACAGCGCGCGAGCAAAGAGAAAGAGCAGUUGACCGAGCAGCAUAACGAUAACAAUAACAACAACAACAACUAAGAUGCUCUCACUGCCGCCGUCAACAUCGCUGCUUUUGCUGCUGCUUAUCAUCGGCUGCCUGACGCUGCCGCUGCCAACAUUCGCUGAGAAUGCGACGUUGUCUGGCGACGCUGCCGUCGCUGCCGACGCCGGUGUUAACGCAACGUCCAGCACAGCAGCGCCGUCGCCGUUGACUAAUAAUGACUAUGAGAACCGAACCGCAAUCAGUAGCAGCAACAACAACAACAACAACAAUAGCAACAACAACGAUGCUAGCGACGAGCAGAGCUUCAGCAGCGGCAGCGGCAGCAAUUCGAGCUUAGCGGAGACAACAACCACAACAACCGUGACCACAACCAACACAGCAGCAGCAGCAGCCAACUUAACAGUGGAGCAGCAACAAGAAAUCGCCAGCGUUGCAGCGCAGUCGCCAGCUGGCAGCAGCAGCGGCAGCGGCAGCAAUCUAAGUAACCUCACAGUUGCCGCUGCCGGUGCUGCUGCUGAGCAGGAUGCCUUUGGCUCGGCCACGCCCAACAAGGGCGAACAGGAGGCCAUAUUGCGUGCCCUCGAUUGGCUAAAAGAGAAACGUGCCUCGGACUACGGUUGGGCCAACGACACCCAUGUCGUCAUACUGGCCAAGGAGCUGUCGGGCGGUCGCGAUCCCAACGAUAGUGCCGAUGCACAUUUGCAGGUGAUCCAGGAUCUGGAGGAUACGCUGUCCGUCAAGGAGAUGGAGAUCGAGAUACUGGCGAUGCUCGAUCGCCAUCAUACGCUGCCCAAGCCGCUCAAUCUCGAUAAGCUGGCACGCUAUGUGCUUGCCUUGGGUUCGCUGUGCAAAGAUCCGAAGCAUUUCCAUGGCCACGAUUUGGUUGCCACUCUGCAGCAUCAUGAACCCGCCCAGGACAUUGAGUUCGCCCUUACCACACUCUCCGCCUGCAGCUCGGCGGCGCAUGUCCGCAAGCGUCAGAUACGCCGACUUCUCGACAUUGCCAGCGGUGUGACGGAUCAGAGUGUCGAUGCCAUUGCCAUGGUAAUCUUGGCGUUGCGUUGCAUUGUCACCGAUCAUCGGCAUCGCCAUCUGCAGCAUUUCGUGCGUCGCCCGGCGCGGGGUUUGGCCAGUCUGCAGGAUCAACGCGGCAGCUUUGGCUCGUUGCGCAGCACUGCGCUGGCCAUGCAAGCUCUCCAGGAUCUGGAGUAUGAUCCCGCAGGGCAUUGGAAUCGCACGGCCGCCUCGCGUUACAUUUUGAGUCGACAACGUGCCGAUGGCGGUUGGAGCGAGGAGCCGCUACAGGAUGGCCAGGAACCCGAUAUUGGUGUCGGUCUCACGGCGGACAUUAUCCUCGCCCUCGGCUGGAAGGGAUUAGGCGCUGUGCGUGCCCUGCAAUGUGAUCAUGUCAUACGCGAGAGCAGCGAUCCCACAGUUGUUGUGCUUGCAGAGAAUGGUGAGCCGAAGCUGGCCUUGCCAUUUGGACUCAGCUCAUCGGCCGAGGAGUCGGAUGCCAAGAAUAUCACGUAUACGUACACUCUGUGGGUAGGCUCCAAUGUCACCGAGGCGUUCUCCCUGUCCCUUGUCUCGCCCAAGAACACCAGUUUCUUUAAGGCCAUGACACAGGCGGCUGAAAUGGAUCCAAGAUUCAUUUUCGAGGCCCGUGAAUGGCCCAAUGGCCACUAUGUGCACACGCUCUAUGGCAAAAAGGAAGAACCACGAGGAUAUCAUUACUGGCUGCUCUACAGAUUGCCCGAGUUACCUGAUCCGAACAAUACGCCUGGGAAUCAGCUUAUUGCGCCUGUUGGUGUCGAUGAGCUAAUGGUCGAGGAUGGAGAGCACUAUCUCUAUUGGUAUAAGAAACUUUAAGCACAUGGAAAUGGAUUUGCGCUGGCCUUAGUUGCACAACAAAAUACUAAAGUUAACCCAAGGCAAGGCCAUAUAGCAGCUAAUACGUCAAAUAGAAGCAGCAGCAAAAGCAACAACACUAAACAGCAACAAGAACAACAAACAACAAACAACAUAAAUAGCAUAUACUCUCAUCUAACUGAUUAAUAAUGGCGUAAUCAAAAAUUUACAUUAAUCCCAGAAAUCUUACACAAGUCCAUAAACACACAUAACAUAUUAUGUGCACAUGGCUAGAUCCCGCAUAGUUAUUAUAUAUAUAUAUUUAUAUAUAUAUCCAACAUCGACAUACACACGCAUUCUACUAUAUACAAUAAUAUACCCUAUCGGUAGCUUACAAUUGUGUUUAGGUUAUACACCAACAAAACAAAAAAAAAAAAAAAAAAAACAAAGCUAAGGCAAAAAAAAGCUUAUGAAAUACUUUAAACUAAACAAAGGAAAACGAAAAGUUACAACAGAUGCGAUUUUCUCAACUGGAUGUCAGAGUUAACAUAUAAAUCUAGCAUGUACAUGAGUAGAUUAUCCCAUUGAUUAUACAGGAAGAAGAAUUGUCCUAUAAAUCCUAGACUACAACGUGAACAUGAAAAACAAUUUACUUUAGUCAAAUUUUUGAUUUUACCAUCAAUCGCAUGGUUUAACUUUGACAUAACGUUGAGAAAAUCAAUCUGAUUGAGAGCAACUUGCAAACUAGAAACAUUUACACACACUCACACAGACACACACACACACACACUCUCACACACAAACAAAAGCAAAAAGCAACGAAUAAGUGAUCAGUGAAAAGCGCUCUCUUUCUCUCUAUCAUUCUCUCGCUCGAAAAGCUCUUCUACGAUUCACAUUAUUGUGUAACGGGCAAUAGUGUCAUACUAUCGAUACUACUAUCGAUAGUUGUGUAUAACUUCAUCGAUAGUACAAGGCGAGAAAUGAGGUUUGGUUCAUUUAUUACUCCGUCCGUUUUGAAGAUUGAGAGUCCCAAAAUAUACACACAAACAAACAAAAUAAUUGAGCUACGAUUGUUGCACGCUAAAAACACUAAUACACAUGUACACCCAAAUAUGCUUUACAUGUUAUCGAACGAAAUGAUGGAGAAGAACAAGAUGGAAUACGGAAAAGCAGUCCAAGCGAAGCAUGUUAUACCAAACACCGUACGUAACAAUAAGUGAUUGAAAAUCAUCCCUAGACAUACAUAAAUAAAUAAAUAUAUAUACACAUACUAUAUAUAUAUACAUAACAAAAUAUAUAUAUAUAUAUAUAUAAAUACCUGCAUAUACAUACAUACAUAAAGAUAUACUAAAAAAAAAGCAAACUAGUUUUAUAUGAAACAAAUGAAAGCAAAUACAAAAGCAAAAACCAAACGAAAGUCGCGUCGGAUUAUACUAUAUUAUGUAUACAAAAUACCAUAUAUACACAUACAUACAUACAUACAUAUAUAUGUACUAUAUGUAUCUAUGAUAUGAUUAAUCGAGUAAAACGCGUUGACGCAGCAGAGAAACGCACUCGUAAGCUAUAACCUACUCUCUCGUCUGUCGUAAUAAUCAUUUAAACGCAAUCAUCCUCAUGCCAAGUAUAAUACCUAAUCUUAUAUCCUAUACACAUACUAUACAUGCAUAUAUAGCCUACACUAUCAGCAUAGAUACAUACAUAUAUACAAAGUUAUUGCCAUUGCUCAUCCAACAUACUAAUCUCUACUGCUAUAUAUAAAAGUUAUUUUUGUUCUGGCUCAUUCAUGCACUCAUGCUGAGGUACAGACCAAACGGUAAAUGGCUAGAAGGCUGUAAUUUGUGCACAACAUAAUGGACCUUAUUUCAUCGUGUAAUAAUGCUGGGUUUUUAUAUUAAAUUUAAUUUCCUGCUCUAAGUGUAUUGAAUCACUAAUCGAAUAUUGAUUUGGCAAGCUUCUACUUGGAAGAAAAGAAGAGUUGUAGUUGCUAACUUUUGAAAGCAGUGAACCCACUGUAAAAAGUAAGCGGCAAGCAUGGGUUAAUGCUAAACAAAUGGUAAAAGUUCAAGAAAAUUCAAAAUCAAAACUAAAUUAACUACAUAUAUACAUAUAUUCUAUACCAUAACAAGAUAUUGUCGCAGCUGCGCUGUAUUUGUAUGUUUUUAUUUCAAGAAUUCAAUUUUUUUUGUCCCGAUCAUCUGUUUGGCAUUAACCCAUGCCACCUCUUUCUAUUCACAGUGGCCGCACUGCGGACAAAAGUUAGUAGCUACAACACUUUUUUAUUGUCUAAGCGAAGCUUGUCAUAUCAAUAUUAAAUUAAUGAUUCAAUAUAGUUCGAGUAGGAAUUUAAGAAAGAAAAAACCCAGCUUUAAUGCACAAUAAAAUUGCGUAGACUAUUUUGUGUAAAAAUAACUGACUUCUUAAAUUUACCGUUUGACCUGCGCUUUAAUACUUGAUUCACUGCGUUAUACUUCAACUUUUGGAGUUGUUUACAACUUUUCGAUUACUUAAAAAAAAAGUGCAACCUUUUCUUUCUAAUCGAUUAAGUUCACACAAAAUCCAUUGGAAUUUUUCCAAAUCUAUUUCAUGGCAGCAAGCAGUCAUCUCUCUCGCUCUCACUCACACUCACCUUCUCAACCACUAUCAUGGCUAUUUUCAACCUAACCUAAUCCAAAACUAACCUAGAAGACAACCAAAAACAAAAAGAAGAAAUGAAAAACAAACUACAACUUAAUGGUUUAUAUUAUAAGCAUAAACUUGAGCUUUUUAAUUGUGCAGAUUCAACAAAAAAUAAAUAAAAAAGAAAAUCACAAUAAAUUAGAGAAAACUAUGAAGCAAAUAAAGAAGCGCAUACAUGAGAAAGACAAACCAAAACGAAAAAAAAAAAAAAAAAAAACAAGCGUAGCGUGUUCUCAAUUUCACAUUAGCGCAAAAAAGUAUGCUAGAAUUUUAGUGUGAAAUGUGAAAUUCAGUAUACGCACCGUGUUGGCUGUGUUGGCAUCGACAAAGCAAAAAAUUUCAACUAUAUUGUAUUUAUGUAUGCAAUGCGAACAUGUGCCCCUUUUACGUCAUUCUCCGUUCUGUUCACCGGAUUAACCUAACCUAAAACAAAACAAAAACAAAAA
This is a messenger RNA of Drosophila sulfurigaster albostrigata, 6057 nucleotides long. RefSeq lists its product as uncharacterized. Lineage: Eukaryota; Metazoa; Arthropoda; Insecta; Diptera; Drosophilidae. Bases 1124 to 2956 code for a protein of 610 amino acids. The transcript is spliced from 6 exons. Gene Ontology annotation, molecular function: cobalamin binding. The record is from RefSeq and is a predicted model, not a curated record. Gene Ontology annotation, biological process: cobalamin transport.